This is a messenger RNA of Achroia grisella, 1049 nucleotides long. It is a transcript of the gene Gip, whose product is annotated as putative hydroxypyruvate isomerase. Gene Ontology annotation, biological process: glyoxylate metabolic process. Gene Ontology annotation, molecular function: hydroxypyruvate isomerase activity. The transcript has 4 exons. The coding region runs from base 193 to 1014 and encodes 273 amino acids. The record is from RefSeq and is a predicted model, not a curated record. Lineage: Eukaryota; Metazoa; Arthropoda; Insecta; Lepidoptera; Pyralidae.
ACUGACGUGAUAAUGUCAUGACAGCAGGUGCCGGGUUAUCAGUUUGUGGUCUCGUGUUUAUUUUUACUAAGAUAAGGUUACGUUGUUGAAUAAAUUUGGAACUUGAUAUCAAGUAUUGGUUUUGAUAUAUGCAUUUCCACAGCAUUAUAAAAUACUUGCUUGUUCACGUCUAGUGUAUAGUGGUUUUCCUACAUGGUAGGUGGGUUGAUUAAUAUUGAUACAAUAACAAAAAUGAAAUUUUGUGCAAACCUCUCUUUUAUGUUUACGGAAGGAAAGACAAUAUUAGAAAGAUAUGCGCUGGCAAAGGAUGCUGGUUUUAAAGCGGUUGAGAGUGGUUUCCCAUUAGGGCACACCAUCGAAGAAGUAAGGUCAGCUAAGGAAAAUGCUGGAGUUCAACAAAUAUUGAUAAAUCUUAAAACAGGAGACCUAAGCAAAGGUGAACUGGGUGUGACAGCAAUACCAGAUAAACAGGCCACGUUUAGAGAAUACUUAAGAGAGACAAUUGACUAUGCAAAAGCUGUGGGUGCAAAAAAGUUACACAUUAUGGCUGGAAGGUUAGAAAAUAGUACAGAGAAAAAUUGGGAAACUUUUGAGAACAAUUUAAGGUAUGCUGCUGGAGAAUUGAAGAAGGAUAACAUAGUAGGUGUAAUAGAACCAAUCAAUCAAUAUUCUGUACCUAAAUAUUUUUUGAGUGAUUUUAAUAAAGCUGUUGAUCUGAUAACGAGGAUUGAUAGCCCACAUAUAAGGCUACAAUUGGACGUAUUUCACCUGCAGCAUAUUGCUGGCGACUUGACAAAUAAUAUAAAAAAACUAAUGCCAUAUGUUGGUCAUAUUCAGAUAGCUCAAGUACCCAACAGAAAUGAACCAGAUUCAGCUGGAGAAGUGAAUUAUGAAUACAUACUUCAGUUGAUAAAAGAAGCUGGCUAUGAUGACUGGAUUGGUUUAGAGUACAAACCACUGGGAAAUACUAAAGCUGGAUUAAAGUGGAUUCAGAAUUAUGGUUAUACUCUAUGAUCUGAACAAAUACAUUAUUUAUAUACUGUUAAAAA